ACAGUGGGCCGGAAGUCGUAGCGGGCUGGUGGAGCUGGAGAACGGAUGCGCAUCAGCUACAGGGGAAGCGUCCACUAUGGCUGAGACCCACAGCUUACAGGACCUACAGCAGCCAGCUGUCUCCUCCAAGGUGUUCAUCCAGAGAGACUACAGCUCAGGAACCAUCUGCAAGUUCCAGACCAAGUUCCCCUCUGAACUUGAAUCAAGGCUCGAUAAGCAGCAGUUUGAGGAGACAAUCCAGACUCUGAACAACCUGUAUGCAGAGGCAGAGAAACUUGGGGGGAAGUCUUACUUGGAGGGCUGCCUGGCUUGUCUAACUGCUUAUACAAUCUUCCUCUGUAUGGAGACACACUAUGAAAAGGUCCUGAAGAAGAUUGGCAGGUACAUUAAGGACCAGAAUGAAAAGAUAUAUGCUCCCAGGGGCCUGCUGCUGACUGACCCCAUUGAGAGAGGACUCAGAGUUGUUGAAAUCACAAUCUUUGAAGACAGAAGCAUUGGCUCUGGAAGAUAAAGAAUCUGACGACUGGUGACUCUGACAAGAUACUUUUCCUCUCUCUGACAACACAUAUUCAGAUAUCUGCAUCAUCUGAAUGGAUGUAUAUAAUUUUGAUCUGAUCCUUUUUUCUGUAAUUUAUAAGUAUUCUACGGUCUGCCUAUCCUUAUGUUUGUUAAUGUGAUUUCAUGUCUUUUUAUACAUGCGGUGAUGUACUGUCCAAACUGCAAGUACUUAGACAGUGACACAUUUUUUCUCCUCAGGCUGUGUGCUUCAGCACAUUCAAUUUGAAAUAAAAUAAUGGAUUCUGCAUUUGUGUUAAGUCUCAGCUUUAAAGAAACAUUAUGCAACUAUUUUACCUUAAAAUAAGAGUUUCAAAAUCAUUUUGAUGUUGCACUGACUUGGAAUAGUGAGAACGGUGUCUCUCUUGUUCCGCAUCUUGAACCACGCACCAUAUAACUUGGGUUCAGUGGGCAGUGACUGACUGCAAAGGAUUUUCCACAAAAUAUUGAAUAUGUCUAUUUUGUUUGACUUCAUGUGUAUCUGUCCAGUGGGUUAAAAGAGCUAAAUCUCCCUCACAAUUCUCUGUAUGUUAAUCUACUCAAAGCUAAGACUUGGCAGUUUAAUGUAGUAUAUUUUGUUUUAUUUCAAUUUAAAUGUACCGAGGCACAGAGCUUGAAGAACAGGAAACUGUCCACAUACUUUUAGUUUGAACUGGAUAAAUCAUGUCCUAGCUGAUCAAGACCGGUGAAUAGUGCCAUUGUGUUAAAUGCCACUUUUUGAUGAUGAUGAUAAGGUAAUCAUGAGUAAUUUGACUUGGGUAUUGUUUUGCAAAUGAUUUAAAUAGAAAUAGGUGGGGUCUGCAUUUUUGGCACAGUAUGUAAACAGUAAUUCUGUUAUGGGUUGUGCUCUACAGUAUUAACAUGCUGGUUGUAGCCUUUGUUGAGGCGAAUGUUUUCUUAUUUGUGCAUGAAUGUGAUUCUUUUGGGGGAAAUCUUGUCUUGUGAAACACACACAUUAGAAGUUCUGAACUGGAGAUUUUUGUGACUUCAAAGACAGAGUAUGUUUACCAUUAAUGAAUCUAUCACAAAACAAUAAUGCGACCCAGUGCAUUUUGAGAAAUGUCCAUCUCUGUCAUGUCAUUGUACAACUGCUCUAAAUCUCCUUAUCCUGUUACAUGUUUCUCCCAAGAUUCACUCUCUAUGUUGCGAAUGUCAUGCCCUUUUUCAUUAUCACCACAGGAACCUUAAACACUCUGAACUCCACAGAUGAUUGGCAUAGUUGGUGUUUGAUACAACUGGUCUACUUUUCUUAAAAUAUUGUUCUGUUUUGUCUAAAUAAAUAGUCUUUUUUCCUGAAA
Toxotes jaculatrix (banded archerfish) is the source of this 1853-nucleotide messenger RNA. RefSeq names its product golgin subfamily A member 7-like. Gene Ontology annotation, cellular component: palmitoyltransferase complex; Golgi stack. The record is from RefSeq and is a predicted model, not a curated record. Gene Ontology annotation, biological process: Golgi to plasma membrane protein transport; protein targeting to membrane; peptidyl-L-cysteine S-palmitoylation. Lineage: Eukaryota; Metazoa; Chordata; Actinopteri; Toxotidae. The transcript is spliced from 6 exons. The coding region runs from base 77 to 511 and encodes 144 amino acids.